Didymella exigua CBS 183.55 is the source of this 1095-nucleotide messenger RNA. Its product is annotated as mannose-1-phosphate guanylyltransferase. Gene Ontology annotation, biological process: GDP-mannose biosynthetic process; cell wall mannoprotein biosynthetic process. Gene Ontology annotation, molecular function: mannose-1-phosphate guanylyltransferase (GTP) activity; GTP binding. The transcript has 5 exons. Gene Ontology annotation, cellular component: cytoplasm. The record is from RefSeq and is a predicted model, not a curated record. Lineage: Eukaryota; Fungi; Ascomycota; Dothideomycetes; Pleosporales; Didymellaceae. The coding region runs from base 1 to 1095 and encodes 364 amino acids.
AUGAAGGCCAUCAUUCUCGUCGGAGGGUUUGGUACCCGUCUGAGGCCUCUUACCCUCACAUACCCCAAGCCGCUCGUUGAGUUCGCCAACAAGCCCAUGAUCCAGCACCAGAUCGAGGCUCUCGCCGCUGCUGGUGUCACCGAUGUUGUCCUCGCCGUCAACUACCGCCCAGAGAUCAUGGCGGAGGCCCUGAAGGAGUACGAGAAGCAGUACAACAUAAAGAUCACAUUCUCGGUCGAGACGGAGCCUCUCGGCACCGCCGGUCCCCUCAAGCUCGCUGAGGCCAUCCUCGGUAAGGACGACUCGCCGUUCUUCGUCCUAAAUGCCGACGUUACCUGCGAAUACCCCUUCGCCCAGCUCGCCCAGUUCCACAAGCAGCACGGCGACGAGGGCACAAUAGUUGUCACAAAGGUCGAGGAGCCAUCCAAGUACGGUGUCGUUGUCCACAAGCCCAGCCACCCCUCGAGAAUCGACCGUUUCGUCGAGAAGCCUGUUGAAUUCGUUGGCAACCGCAUCAACGCCGGUAUCUAUAUUCUCAACCCCAGCGUCCUUCAGCGCAUCGAGCUCCGCCCCACCUCCAUUGAGCAGGAGACCUUCCCCGCCAUCUGUAAGGACGGCGGUCUGCACUCGUUCGACCUCGAGGGCUUCUGGAUGGAUGUUGGACAGCCCAAGGACUUUCUCUCUGGAACAUGUCUGUACCUGUCUUCGCUGCAGCGCAAGAACCCCAAGCUCCUUGUCUCGCUCAACGAGCCUUACGUGUACGGCGGUAACGUCAUGAUCGACGAGACCGCAAAGAUUGGCAAGAACUGCCGCAUUGGUCCCAACGUCACAAUUGGCCCCAAUGUUGUCAUUGGCGAUGGUGUCCGUCUCCAGCGCUGUGUGCUGCUGAAGAACAGUCGCGUCAAGGACCACGCUUGGGUCAAGUCGACCAUCGUUGGCUGGAACAGCACCGUCGGCAAAUGGGCCCGUCUUGAGAACGUCACUGUUCUUGGUGACGAUGUCUCCAUUGGCGAUGAGGUCUACGUCAACGGCGGAUCCGUCCUACCUCACAAGUCCAUCAAGCAGAACGUCGACACUCCUUCGAUCAUCAUGUAA